Messenger RNA from Eruca vesicaria subsp. sativa (arugula), 1016 nucleotides. The record is from the annotation of a GenBank genome assembly. Lineage: Eukaryota; Viridiplantae; Streptophyta; Magnoliopsida; Brassicales; Brassicaceae.
AAAAGGAUCAUCAUUAUCUACUUUCUAGACGCCAAGUCACACUCGUUUACCCACUUGAAUGUGGCAAUAGCGUAAUUAAUCAUAAAACUAGGGUCCAUCUACUACUUACCUCCCACGCCGCGUCCUCCCUCCACUUUUCUUCACGUCUGCCUCUUUCCUCGUCGUCUCUCUCUCACUUGAAGAUGGGAAACGCCAACGGAAGAGAAGACGACGCCGUAUCAAUCAUCGACGCAGAUGCCACCUCAUCUUCAGCCGGCGAUCGUUCCUCACGCACUCGUCGUGCUUCCUCAGACUCUAUGAGCAGUUCUCCUCCCGCAAGCCCCGCUCGAUCUCCUUCUCCUUUCUUAUUCGCUCCUCAGGUUCCAGUGGCUCCAUUGCAGAGGGCAAACGCCCCUCCUUCGCCCAAUAAAAUCCAAUGGAACCAAUCUCAAAGAGUUUUUGAUGUUCCCACAGAGCAAGGAAUCCCUAUUAUCAUUACAUGGAACCAGGGAGGUAAUAAUGUGGCCGUGGAAGGAUCAUGGGACAACUGGAGAUCAAGGAAGAAGCUGGAAAAAUCUGGAAAAGACCACUCAAUUCUCCUUGUCCUCCCAUCUGGCAUAUACCACUACAAGGUGAUCGUCGAUGGUGAAUGCAAAUUCAUCCCAGAUUUACCCUCUGUCUCAGACGAAAUGGGCAAUGUCUAUAACAUUCUCGACGUUCAUAACUUUGUGCCAGAAAACCCAGAAAGCAUAGCGGAGUUUGCGGCGCCACCGUCACCUGAUCAUAGCUACGGACAAGCCCUCCCAACUGCAGCGGAUUACACAAAAGAGCCACUCGCUGUGCCACCUCAGCUUCGUCUAACACUUGUUGACACUAGUGAAGAAACAGGCAAAGCCACAAAGCCUCAGCAUGUGGUGCUUAACCAUGUGUUCAUAGAGAAAGGAUGGAGUCCUCAACCCAUUGUAGCUUUGGGUUUAACACACAGGUUCGAGUCUAAGUACAUAACUGUUGUCCUCUACAAACCGCUCAGACGGUAA